AGCGGCCGUUGAAAAUUGUGGACCUUGCGAAAUCAAUCACAAUUGUGAUUGACAAUUUCAAUAUUCGCAGAGAAUUUCAGUAUUCGUUCUUUAUGUUCAGCCUAUGAGCAUGUUUAAGAGGAUAUUUAAAAGCGCAAACAAGGAAAAUGAGCCUUCGACGACCGAAGCGAUCCAAAAGUUGAAACAGACCGAGGAAAUGUUAGAGAAGAAGCAAGAAUACUUGGAGAAAAAGAUUGACACAGAAAACACAGUUGCCAAGAAGUACGCAAAGACGAACAAGAGACUUGCCCUUCAGGCCCUGAAGAGGCGAAAGAGACUCGAAAAACAACUAAAACAAAUCGACGGGACGUUAUCUACCAUAGAAUUCCAACGUGAGGCUUUAGAAAGCUCUGGAACCAACACAGAAAUCUUGAAAAAUAUGAGCUAUGCGGCAAAAGCGCUAAAGAGCGUGCAUGAACAACUCGACGUCGACGACGUUCAAGACAUUAUGGAUGAUAUUCACGAGCAAACAGAAAUUUCGAAAGAGAUUUCAGAAGCCAUCUGUGGUGUUGGUUCGAAUCAAGACCUCGAUGAAGACGAGCUAAAUGCAGAGUUGGAGGCGAUCGAACAAGAAGUUCUUGAUAAGGAACUUGUUGGAAUGGAACGUCCCACUCUGGAAUUACCUAACGUUCCAGCGGAAGAUCUACCGACGAAAGCGAAAUCUAUACAGAAUGAAGAUGAUCUGGAAGAGCCUCAAGCUUGGGCUAUGUAAAACUAACCGUUUACUUCUCACAAAUGAAUUUUAUUUUAUAUGCAUUCUACCUGUCAUUGCCUUUUUAUUAAACCUUAAAGGGUUAAUAACAACAACAACCUUUAUUCGCCUUUAUCAUAUUUAACAUUAACAUUUUUUCAAUACCAUCUUAACUAGGCAGGGAGAUCUUAAGCAAGCUCUUUGAGCUUGUACAAGUAGGAUCUCCCUACUCUUUAACUUCAUGUAUAUCUAAUAU
Messenger RNA from Porites evermanni, 986 nucleotides. The record is from the annotation of a GenBank genome assembly. NCBI's taxonomy places the organism in Eukaryota, Metazoa, Cnidaria, Anthozoa, Scleractinia, Poritidae.